AUGGUGAGUGGCAUGUCAGAGGAGGUGAAGCCAGAGAGCGUGUCACUGUAUCCUCUGGGUACGGCUGCUGCCCCUGAGCCAGAGCUGCUGUGUAUCUUUGGGACGGGGGACUUCGCUCUGGGCCAGCCCCUGCUCCAGACGGGCUACAGGGUGGUAUAGGGCAGCCGCAGACCUCGCAGCUGUGGCCCCUUGCCUCAGGGAGCUCAGGUGAUGAGCCACACAGCAGCAGCCCAUUCAGCCAGCUUGGUCUUUAUUUGUGUUCAUAGAGAACACUACGGAUUUCUAGAGACAAUAGCACCUCAUCUGGAAGGAAAGGUGCUGGUCGACGUCAGCAACAACCUGAAGAAAGACAUGUACCCAGAAGCCAAUGCUACUUACCUGCAAAGGCUGAUCCCUGGAGCUGCUGUGGUAAAAGGCCUUCACACACUGUCUGCCUGGGCCCUGCAGAAUGGACUUCUGGCAGGAAAACAGGUGUACCUGUGUGGGAACAGUGGAGAAGCAAAGCAGGCAGUAGCAGCAAUGGCUACCAAGCUCGGCCUCACUGUUCUGGACAGGGGGUCUCUGUCUGCGGCCAGAGAGCUGGAGGACUAUCCCCUGCGGCUGUUCCCUGAGUGGAGGCUGCCGCUCCGCGUGGCGGUCGGCCUUACUGCCUUCUUCUUCUUCUAUCUGCUCAUUAGAGAUGUUGUUUACUCAUAUGUUGAACGGGGGAAGGACACCUCCUUCAAAAUAAUGGUGUCUCUGGCCAAUAAGGUAUUUUCUAUCGUGUCUCUCAUCAUGUUGUCGCUGUGUUACCUGCCUGGUAUCAUAGCUGCCAUCCUUCAGCUCUACAGAGGGACCAAGUACAGUCAGUUCCCUGACUGGCUGAACUCCUGGAUGCUGUGCCGGAAGCAGAUGGGUCUGGUUGCACUGGGCUUUGCGUUUCUCCAUGCCAUCUACACACUGAUCAUUCCUAUUCGUUAUACUGCCAAACGCAACCUCAUCUCGCUCGUUGUGGAUGAGUUGAAGGAAAACAAAACCACCCCAUUUUUCUUUGAUAACACAAAGGCCUGGGGCACAGACUCGUUUUAUGCGCUGGGAAUCCUGGGCUUCUUUCUUUAUGUCCUGCUAGGAAUAACAUCCCUGCCCUCGGUGGGAGGCUCACUCAGCUGGAGAGAGUUCAGCUUCAUUCAGUCUAAGCUGGGCCACCUGACACUGUUCAUAUGCACGGCGCAUGGAUAUAUAUACGGCUGGAAGAAAUUUCUUCUUCCCUCUACCUACAAAUGGUACACUCCUCCAGGUUACAUGCUCAGUCUGAUUGUACCUUCUGUGGUGCUGGUCCUCAAGGUGCUGCUCCUCCUGCCCUGUGUGGACCACACCCUCACCCGCAUUCGACAGGGCUGGGAGAGGACCCGAUCAAGGGAGGAGAUCGUUGAGGGCAAAGUCAUCAAAUUCUGA
Messenger RNA from Monopterus albus (swamp eel), 1434 nucleotides. Its product is annotated as metalloreductase STEAP4-like. Gene Ontology annotation, cellular component: endosome; plasma membrane. Lineage: Eukaryota; Metazoa; Chordata; Actinopteri; Synbranchiformes; Synbranchidae. Gene Ontology annotation, molecular function: cupric reductase (NADH) activity; ferric-chelate reductase (NADPH) activity. Gene Ontology annotation, biological process: copper ion import. The record is from RefSeq and is a predicted model, not a curated record.